UAUCCUCUCUUUAUCCUCUCAAUACAAAAUCACAUCAUAUUACUACCAAUACCAUACUCCUUUUAACUUUUGUUUUUGUAAUUCAUUGAGAGCAAAAGGCAAAAGAAAUGACUACUUCAACAAUAGUUUCAAUGGCAAUGCCACUUACUUACACAAGCCAAAAGAAACAACCAAUUGUUGAAGCUUUUUUCAAGCCAUUGCCAAUUAGGCCCUCACAACAACUUGCAACAUCAAUCUCAUCCAAUAAGUUUGUAGUCAUCAAGGCAUCUUCAUCUUCAAUUAAGGAAAAGGCAGUGGUAGGGUUGACAACAGGUGUACUCACAGCAUCAAUGGUUGUACCUGAUGUAGCACAAGCUGCUAGUGGUUUCUCACCAUCACUCAAGAAUUUCUUGCUUAGUAUUGUGUCUGGUGGGGUUGUGGUUAUUGCAAUUAUUGGGGCUGUUAUUGGUGUCUCCAACUUUGAUCCUGUUAAGAGAGGUUAAAUUUGUGACUUUCUUGAAUUGUAUCUAAUAUGAUUUGUGUAUGUUUAUAUGGCAAUUAAUUCCUUUAAUUUA
Solanum dulcamara is the source of this 554-nucleotide messenger RNA. RefSeq lists its product as uncharacterized. Lineage: Eukaryota; Viridiplantae; Streptophyta; Magnoliopsida; Solanales; Solanaceae. Bases 108 to 482 code for a protein of 124 amino acids. The transcript has a single exon. Gene Ontology annotation, cellular component: photosystem II; membrane. The record is from RefSeq and is a predicted model, not a curated record. Gene Ontology annotation, biological process: photosynthesis.